Molecule: messenger RNA, 540 nt
Organism: Vitis vinifera (wine grape)
Lineage: Eukaryota; Viridiplantae; Streptophyta; Magnoliopsida; Vitales; Vitaceae
Product: potassium channel KOR2-like
Exons: 3
Coding region: 1-540 (179 amino acids)
Biological process (GO): potassium ion transport
Molecular function (GO): protein binding; voltage-gated potassium channel activity
Source: RefSeq, a predicted model, not a curated record
AUGACGCUUUGUGUUCUCCUGUCCAAGAGGCUUAACUGCAGCAAUACAUAUUGUGCACCUCCUUUAGGUUCUUCUACUGUCAAGAAAAUGCAUAUUUUGCUCAAAUUUAUUGUUUCUUACAGCACUUGGCUGCAGCGAAACAUAAUUUUUGAAAAUUCACCUCUUUUUGAGGCUGUCAAGGCUGGGCAUGAUAGCAUUGCUUUGCUUCUCAUCAAGCAUGGCUCAACCUUGAAUUUGGAAGAUGCUGGAUGGUACCUUUGUAAGGCUGUAAUGGAUAGCAACAUUGAUUUGUUAAAGCGUUUGUUGGAGAAUGGAGUUAACCCAAACUCAAGGAACUAUGACCUACAAACACCUCUACAUUUUGCAGCAGCAGAAGGUUUGCACCUUGUGGCAAAUAUCUUGAUCAAAUUUGGAGCAGAUGUUCUAUCCAAAGGGUUCUUGGAAGCUCUCAGGUUGGUAAAAGCUGUCAUUCAGAAAAAUGAAGCCCUUUCAACUGAUGAGAUGGCUCCAGCUUCUCAAUUGGGAGGGAGAAAUGAUUGA